GAGCUUGAACACAUCAUGCUGGACUACGAGCGACCGCCGUGCGCAUUAGGCUCCGGGCGGGCGGCGGGGAGUGGUGGGCUUCUGUUCCCUGCGCACCCGCACAUGCACGCCCCGCUCGCCGCGCCGCUCGCCGCCAUGCCCCAGCGCUACUCCCACCAGAGACGGAGAGCCAGCACCGCGGCGGGUCGGAGGAUGGAGCGCAGACGGAGGGACCAGCUGCGCAAAGCCAACGACAACAACAGCAGCAGCAGCAGCAGCGGCGGCAGUGGGAGCGGGAGUGGAGGGAGCAGCGGAGUUACCGGGACGAACCACAACAACACACAGCGCUCCAAGAAACUGGCCAUGCUCUCCAGGUCUUUACUCCUGUGUCACUCCAAAACAAGUGACGACCGUAGCCCAGAGGAGAGGACGCCCCGGGACAUGUCUGAGGCCUUCAGGACGUGGGGGUCCGGCUGGGGGGCGGAGCUAAGUACCGGCGUCCAAUCAAACUGUAGACCGACAGAGAAUGGACAGGUGUGGACCAACUGUCACCCCCCCACCCCAGAGAAGCAUCCAGACAUGGACAGUCAGAGAAGUGAUUCGUUCAGGGAGAAAAAGGGGCUCAGGAGAUCUUUCAGCAUCAAGGAGAGCAGUAUCUGGCGCAUGUGUGUAGCAGCUCGGCCCCAGGAGGAGGUGAGAGGGCCCCACACGUCUGACCACAGUGUGCAGACGGAGCCCAGAGACGAGCCAGCAGCGAUGCACAGGGCCGUCCUCACAACAGACAAACUGGCUCCUUUUAACGGACAGGGUCUGAGUAGCAGCGGCUGGAUGGAGCUGCAGAGAGCGAGGAGUGUCCACAUUAAAGCCUGCUGUGAGGACAUCUCCACAUCAGAGGACACGUUUCAGUCUCGCAGUCUCAGCACCAGCCCCCUGCACCAGAGUUACCCCCCGGACGCCCUCUCUCUGCCCGGGUACACAGACGACGAGCUGCUGGCCAACAACAACCACCUCAAGUUGCCGAUUCCAGAGGUGAAUGAGGACAGAUACUGGGAGACAGAGAAGACUCCAGAGAUCCCACCUGGACAGAAUGACAACAACAAGAUCAACCACACCUCUGCUGCUGGAGUCCAUCCGUACUGGAUUGGAGACCUGGAGACCAUCAUAAUGAAGAACCCAGAACUGUACCAUCCACACAGGAACCACGCCUUAUAUGGAAACAGGAAGUCUCUGUCACAGCAGCUGGAGAUUUUUCACAACAGCACACGGUGUGUGUCUCGUCCAUCUCGGUCCCUCAGUUCGGCUCAGCUCCUUCACUCCAGCAGCAGCACACAGGCUUUUAUCAUCUGUAACAUCGUCCUCAUGAAGGGCCAGGGGAAAGGCCUUGGCUUCAGUAUAGUAGGAGGUAAAGACAGUAUGUACGGGCCAAUGGGGAUCUACGUCAAAACCAUAUUUCCUGGAGGAGCUGCUGCUGCCGAUGGGCGACUGCAGGAAGGUGAUGAAAUUCUGGAGCUGAACGGAGAGUCUCUUCAUGGUCUGACUCACGACGAAGCGCUCAACAAAUUCAAACAGAUCCGUAAAGGUGUUUUGACUCUGGUGGUGCGCACGAGUCUCAGAGUGGACGCCCUGUGUGGUCCCACGCAGCAGAUGGCGCUGUGCCGAUCUCGCUCCCUCAGCUCCACCGCCGCCGUGUCGCGAAUGAGCACCGACAUCACCGACCUCAGCUACCUCCACAGCCCCGCCCCUCACCACUCAAGCCACACCCAUCAACUCUCUAGUCACGCCCAUCACAUGACAAGCCACGCCCAUCGGCUCUCCUCUAGCCCCGCCCCAAACUCACUGAGUGUCCCCGAGCACAGCCACAAGCCCCGGGACAGAGUCAUGAUGGAAAUCGUCCUACACAAAGAGUCCGGUGUAGGGCUGGGCAUUGGUCUGUGCUGUGUCCCGUCCGCAGAGGGCUGUCCUGGGAUCUACAUCCACACUCUGUCUCCUGGAUCUGUGGCCCACAUGGACGGCAGACUACGGUGUGGAGAUGAGAUUAUGGAGAUCAAUGACACAGUGGUGUAUAACAUGGCUCUGAACGACGUGUACACUGUACUGAGCCAGUGCAGCCCCGGUCCAGUCCACAUCACCAUCAGCAGACACCCCGACCCAAAGGUGUCAGAGCAGCAGUUAAAUGACGCCAUCGCUCAGGCCGUGGAAAACAGCAAACUCAGGAAGGACAAGAGUCAGUGGAGCAUUGACAGUCUUCGUAAAGAGUCGUGCUCGUACAGGCGGCAGAGGUGUGACGGGUGUGUGGACCACAGUGUGACUCAGCUCAGAGCUCAGAGGACCAUGACCAGAUCUUGCAGCGAAAACACAAACUGCAGAGACCACACCCGCUGCCCCGCCCUCCUCACGCAUCAUCAACACCACAGCCAAUCAGCAGCCAGAGUGCACAGCCUGGACACGCCCACGUCGAUGUCCGAAACGUGGUCAGACAACAGACUGUCAGUGCCCGUGUAUCCAGAUGAAGAUUAUAACAUCCCAUACAAUUGUGCCCCUGCAAACAAGACCAGCCCCCUCACCCUGGACCUGGGAGUCAGGGGCAACAAGGAAGAGGAAGAAGUUCACGACGAUUCAGGGGUUCGAGAUCUGAGCUCCUGCAGUGAAGACGUCGAUCUCCCCGCAGGUGAUUCCUCUCUUGCCUCUCAGAACAAGAAAACAGCUUUGAGGAGACAGGGGCGCGUCGACUCACACACCCCAGAACCGCUGCACGAUCCCUGGGUUCGCCUUGCAGACUCGUCCCCUAAGAGAGACCCACCUCUGGAGCUCGGCCACCUCCCACUGUCUACAAGCACCACCCAGUCCGUCCACAACCAACCGAAAACCAUGAGCGACGAAGAAACUCAGCUCGAUGUCAAUGGAAAUAAUAGUUUUGAUAAAGACAAUGAAAAUAAGCCUGAAGUGGCCUCUCCUCCGGCAAAACAGGGGCCUCCAGUCGCUCCGAAACCUGCCUGGUAUCGUCAGAGUCUGAGGAAAAUCCGAGAAGAGCAAGAUCAGAAGAAGUCAAUCAAAACUAGCUCUGAUCCACCAUCUUCAGUUGGCUACAGCAGGAGUUUUGGCACCAGGGGGCAGACUUCUAACACCAACCUUUCCAUAAGGCAGAAAAUACACAGUUUUGAGACAUUUUCAAGCCAAGAAAGCCCGGAAAAAGUGAUUGGCACUAAGAAGCAAGUAUCAACCUCCAGUUCACUUCCAAUGAUUGAAAAAGAAGCAAAAAUUAAGUCAACAAACGGCAGGAAGAAAGACGAAACCAAAGAUGUGAACACCAAUGAAUCGGAUGCAAGUUUGUCGACAGAAAUUGUAAAAGAUGAUUCAAAAAGCAAUUCAAAUUCAGAACCUACAACUGAUCCAUGUCCAGAAGUAGCACAAAUAGAACAACUUUCGCUCACGGUAACAGCAAACGAAGAAACAAAGGAUUUACAUUUAGUAGAAGAAGAAGAAGAAGAUACAAAAAAUGAUGCAACGGAGGAAGUUUGUAAAGGAGAAACUUCAGAUGAGGCGAUGGUGCAAUCAGUUGAUGAAGAAAAGAUACCGGAACCUGUUGCAGAUAUUGAAGAUCAAACAGAAAAGUCACCAAACUCAACACCAGCUGACAAUGGUGUUUCAAAGGGCUGUGAAGAGAGUCUGGGGAAGAUCCUUGCCUUCAGUAACCAGGUGUCCCAUGCUCUGAUGCGGUCUCUCCCUCACAGUUCUCCUCAGUCCCAGGACCAUCCGGAGUCUGAAUCCAGUGAAAAAACAGGAUCUGAACCAGGACUGGAUUCUGGCUUCUCUGUCAGUUUGGCCGUGCUGAGGGAGUGCUCCAUGAAUCAAGGCGAGUCUUCAGGAGCUGAGUCUUCAGGAGCUCAGUCUGUGCUCUCAGUUCUCCCCUCACAGGAAGUACAACAGCUCAUACAGGAAGUGCAAGAGCUGGACCCAGAGGAACUCAAGCAGUUGGAGGACAUCCAUGUGGUGAUUCUGCACAAAGAGGAGGGUGCUGGACUGGGCUUCACCAUCGCUGGAGGCUCAGACCUGGAGAACAAGGCUCCUACAGUCCACAGAGUUUUCCCCUCCGGUCUGGCCGCUCAGGAGGGCACCAUUCAGAAGGGGGACCAGAUUCUGUCGAUAAACGGGCAGAGUUUGAGCGGAGCGACGCACAUGGACGCCACAUCAGCUCUGCGCCAGGCCCGGACCCUCAGUGUGGCAGUGGUGGUGGUCUGUAAGAGACCAGACGAGGAGGACGGGGGAGAGGAGGGCAGGGAGAGCUCUGCCCCUGCUAAUACAGUGGAGCAGGAGGACGGUGUGAUCACUGUGACUGUGGACAAAGGCUGUGGAGGAGUGGGCUUCACUUUAGAGGGAGGCCAAGGCUCCAUCCACGGAGACAAGCCUCUGGUCAUCAACAGGAUAUUCACAGCUGGAGCAGCAGAGCAGAGCGGCCUUCAGCCUGGAGACGAGGUGGUGACAGUGCAGGGUCUGAACGUGGGUCACAUGACCCGCUUCGAGGCCUGGAACUACAUCAAGGGGUUACCUGAGGGCCUCAUCACGGUUAUGGUCAGGAGACAGGCCCAGUAAUGUCUCCAAAUGAGUUUACAGUGGAGUUAUAAACGUUACAUUUGUCACACAUUUUCCCAAAGACUUGAAUAAUAUGUGGAGUUUAUGAGCACAAAAGGGCACUUAGCUUCAGGGUCCACAACUGUAUAUUCAAUUUCAAAUAAAAAAUAAAUAAAUAAACCAGUAAAAUACAGUACAAUAAAAUGCAUUUCUAACUUUGUAAAUCAUCAAGUUUAAGAUACACUUUUCAGUAAUGUUCAUAAUCUUGGAUGUGUUAAUGUAAGAAAAUACUGCCUGCGACGGAAGACUAUAAAUAAUAUAUAUAUAUGGCUAUAAAUCUGUGCUAUCGGCCUCUACCAUCGGUCAACAUCACAUUUCUAUAUUCAUUCAUACACUAUUGAUAUGUUUUUAACUCUUUUUGAAAAAAAAUAUAAACAUUUUACCUCCAAAACUAGUAUUAGUGCUGCCCAUCGAUGAGCUCCAACAGAAACAGUGUUAAUAUGUUUUUACACACAUCUCAAUUCAGGUCCUUCUUGGUACAAUUUUAUUUAUGUUAUGCCAUUUCACAUCAUUAACAGAUCAUGUAAAAGUCAAGAGGAUAAUGAAAAAAUAUGUUUAAAAAGUAUUUAUGUUUAUUUCAAAGCAAAGUCUAAGAUUUAAUAAAUUGUCCGAGAAACCAA
Boleophthalmus pectinirostris (great blue-spotted mudskipper) is the source of this 5228-nucleotide messenger RNA. RefSeq names its product interleukin 16 (gene il16). Gene Ontology annotation, molecular function: cytokine activity; CD4 receptor binding. Lineage: Eukaryota; Metazoa; Chordata; Actinopteri; Gobiiformes; Gobiidae. The record is from RefSeq and is a predicted model, not a curated record. Gene Ontology annotation, biological process: induction of positive chemotaxis; leukocyte chemotaxis.